AGAAAAGACGAGUCAAUAUUUAUGAAUCUUGACAAUUUUACUCCAAUUGAAGAAACCAACCUAUAUUCCAAUAUUAAAAUCGGUAAUGGAGUUAAUAGAAUUACUGUUUUCAUUCCAAGUGGUUAUUCCCCAAUUUUAUUACGAAACAGUGAGAAUGUAAUUUCAAAAGAUAUGAUUAAGGAAUUGCCUGGAUUAAAUAUAAAAAUUCUAUCAUUUAUUUUAAAUACAGUAGCAAACACACUUUAUAAUAAAAAAUCA
This is a messenger RNA of Racocetra persica, 258 nucleotides long. NCBI's taxonomy places the organism in Eukaryota, Fungi, Glomeromycota, Glomeromycetes, Diversisporales, Gigasporaceae. The record is from the annotation of a GenBank genome assembly.